UCCUCUAUCUAUCUCUAUUCUCUCUCUCUCUCUCUGCAAAGAGUCGCCCGUUAACCCUCAAGCUACCGAAUAGCCCUUUAAAAAGGUGGAAGUAAAAUAAUUACACCAUUCCUUUGUGGAUCGCCAUAAUAUUACAGAAGAAGAAGAGAGAAUUACAGGUCGGUCAGAGUCAAAAGUGCAACAGAGCGCAGACACGAUGUGGUACUUUCCUUCGUUCUCCACAGAGACAUGGACUCUGGUAGUGACACUAUUUGCUCUCUUCAUGUGGUAUGGGUAUGCACCUUAUGGAUUCUUCAAGAAACUCGGCAUCCAGGGACCUAAACCUCUCCCCUUCAUAGGGACGUUUUUAGAGUACAAAAGGGGUCUCUUCAUAUUUGACAAUGCCUGUUACCAGAAGUACGGCGAUGUGUGGGGGUUAUUUGAUGGCAGACUGCCCAUAAUGGGGGUGAUGGACACAGCCAUGAUCAAAACCAUCCUGGUGAAGGAAUGUUACUCUGUUUUUACCAACAGACGGGACUUUGGGUUGAACGGGGAGCUCCACGACGCUGUAACAACCGUAGAAGACGAUGAGUGGAAGAGAAUCCGCAGCACUCUGUCUCCCUCCUUCACCAGUGGACGACUCAAAGAUAUGUUCAUGAUAAUGACUCAACACUCCAGAAACCUGGUGAAGUUUCUGCAGAAGAAGGUGGACACUGACGAGGUCCUGGAAGUUAAAGAAAUCUUUGGGGCCUACAGUAUGGACGUGGUGGCAAGUAGUGCGUUCAGUGUUGACGUUGAUUCUAUCAACCAACCCAACGAUCCCUUAGUCGUCAACGUAAAGAAACUACUCAAAUUCAACCUGUUAAAUCCUCUCCUAAUCUUAGUAGUGUUGUUCCCGUUUAUGCGUCCGCUCCUGGAAAAGUGUAAUGUCUCUUUCCUACCUGCUGGUGCUAUGAAGUUCUUCUAUUCCUUCCUGAGGAAGAUCAAAGCAGAGAGGAGCAAGAAUGUACACAAUACCAGAGUGGACUUAAUGCAGCUGAUGGUGGACUCUCAGAUCCCACAGGACCACAAGUCCAAGGAGGCUGCACACAAAGGGCUGACGGACCAUGAGAUCCUGUCCCAGGCGUUGACAUACAUCUUUGGGGGCUAUGAGACCAGCAGCAGCACACUGGGUUUCCUAUCCUAUAACCUGGCAACAAACCCUGACGUCCAGGCUGCCCUGCAGGAUGAAAUCGACCAGAUCUUCCCCGACAAGGCUCUGCCCACCUAUGAAGGGCUGAUGCAGAUGGAGUAUCUGGACAUGGUCAUCAACGAGACCUUGCGGGUGUAUCCCAUCAUCAGCCGGCUAGAGAGGGUUGCCAAGGCGACCGUGGAGGUGAAUGGUGUGACCAUCCCCAAGGGAACUGUUGUCAUGAUCCCAAUCAUGGUCCUUCACCACCACCCAACACACUGGCCCAAACCUGAAGUCUUCCGACCAGAGAGGUUCAGUAAGGAGAACAGAGAGAACAUUGAUCCCUACACCUUCCUUCCGUUUGGGAUGGGGCCCAGGAACUGUAUCGGCAUGAGAUUCGCCCUCCAGACCAUUAAGCUGGUGAUAGUGGAGAUCCUCCAGAGGUUCAGUUUUGUCACCUGCAAGGAGACAGAAGUUCCUCUGGAGCUGUUUGACAAUGGCUUCGUCGCCCCAACGAAGCCCAUCAAGCUGAAGCUGGUCCCCCGUGUUGUGGCCCACAGCCAGGAUUGAGAGGAGAGGCACAGGUAUACAGGACACUACCCUGUUAGUCUAGCCCAGUCGGUUUCUGCUUCAGUCAAACAUGGUUGGCAUGGCAAUGAGUAAAUUGUCUAAAGGGCAAGGCAACCUUCCUAUUGGAAGGGAUCAUCUUAGGCUCAUUGAUAUUCCAGGCUUAUCCUCUGGAAUUAGUACAAUUCAUUGUUUUUAUAGUGAAGAAACAACCCAACUAGCUAUAUUACUAAAAUAUUGAUGUGUAGGUUUUUUAUAUCAUAUUUGCAGGAAUCCCAAGAAAUUAAGAUGACUCAUCUCAAGGGUCAUGCAAUGAGUAUAAAGUGAAUACAAUAUGGACAAUUGUAGUAACCAUGUGUGCCUUCAUUUGUUUUGUAAAAUAAUUUAUGUUCAGGCAUUGAACAACCACAGAUCACUAACUAACUUACCUGCAAGAGAUUGCUGCAACACAAUAUACAACCAAUAUAUAAUAUAUGACCAUGAAUUAUCUAAUGAUUUUACUGAUGUAAGAUAGUAUCCCUCAUAUAACCCUCUUAUAAAACUCACAUACCGUGUCCAGCAACCCCUCCUGUAUAUUAUGCGUUGCAAUAGAAUGCCUGAGACUGUCACCUCCUCUGUUUAUGCUGUACGGGGUUUUGGAAUGUGUUAUGUAAUGAUUUAAUCUGUAGUGUAAUUCUAACAGUAAUACUGCUGGACUGAAGUAAAUGUUUUCUACCUGUAA
Messenger RNA from Oncorhynchus masou masou (cherry salmon), 2438 nucleotides. RefSeq names its product cytochrome P450 3A30-like. NCBI's taxonomy places the organism in Eukaryota, Metazoa, Chordata, Actinopteri, Salmoniformes, Salmonidae. The coding region runs from base 197 to 1720 and encodes 507 amino acids. The record is from RefSeq and is a predicted model, not a curated record. Gene Ontology annotation, molecular function: iron ion binding; steroid hydroxylase activity; oxidoreductase activity, acting on paired donors, with incorporation or reduction of molecular oxygen, reduced flavin or flavoprotein as one donor, and incorporation of one atom of oxygen. The transcript is spliced from 13 exons.